ACCCAUCAACGGCCCUGAAUCACUUUCACAACACACACGGAUCGAGUACCAAACCUAUCAUUCUAUAUAUUCACAUCCCCAGAUCCCCUGCUUUCUCAUUCUUCUUCACUCACUCACAAAUCUCCAACUUAAUUUUAAGAAAUCAAAACUAGCUAAGAAGCAACACAAUGUCAGGAAGAGGCAAGGGAGGCAAGGGUCUGGGAAAGGGUGGAGCCAAACGACAUCGUAAAGUCCUCCGAGACAACAUCCAGGGUAUCACCAAGCCUGCUAUUCGAAGAUUGGCAAGAAGAGGUGGUGUGAAGCGUAUAAGUGGACUGAUCUAUGAAGAAACUCGUGGGGUUCUCAAGAUAUUUUUGGAGAAUGUGAUUCGUGAUGCGGUCACUUACACCGAGCACGCCAGGAGGAAGACGGUGACUGCCAUGGACGUUGUGUAUGCUCUCAAGAGGCAAGGAAGGACCCUUUAUGGUUUCGGUGGUUAGGGUUAGUUUGAUUGGGGUUUAAAGGUCUUGCUGUCAAGAAAUCAAUGUGGGCUGCUGUUUGUUAUGUGUAGUGUUUAACUUUUAGGUUGUAGUUUGUGAAAGGUUGAUAUUGAAAAGUUGUAUGGUGUUGAAAUGGUUUAUGGAAUGAAUGAUAUGGUCCUUUUGCAACUUA
Daucus carota subsp. sativus is the source of this 651-nucleotide messenger RNA. Its product is annotated as histone H4. Gene Ontology annotation, biological process: nucleosome assembly. The transcript is spliced from 2 exons. The record is from RefSeq and is a predicted model, not a curated record. NCBI's taxonomy places the organism in Eukaryota, Viridiplantae, Streptophyta, Magnoliopsida, Apiales, Apiaceae. The coding region runs from base 168 to 479 and encodes 103 amino acids. Gene Ontology annotation, cellular component: nucleosome. Gene Ontology annotation, molecular function: protein heterodimerization activity; DNA binding; structural constituent of chromatin.